Molecule: messenger RNA, 2547 nt
Organism: Adineta ricciae
Lineage: Eukaryota; Metazoa; Rotifera; Eurotatoria; Adinetida; Adinetidae
Source: the annotation of a GenBank genome assembly
AUGGCCAACCAAACACCAACGCCGUACGCCAAUCCAGCUUACGAUGACGAACCAGCUGGAGUUCGCAAUAGUGGUGGACCAAGUCCGAUGGGUUCGAAUAUUUUCAUCGUUAAGCCUGAUGAUGGAAUGAAAAAUCGUUCGCAUCCGGAUCCACAUCGUCACGAUCCUGUGACAAAGAAAAACAUCGGCUGGACCAUUCUUCGUGGUAUUCGUUCUCUUUGGGCAACCCGACAGACAGAAAAAGAUCUUCGCAAGAACAAAGAUUUGUAUGUCAAAACAACGAUUCGAGAGUUGAUUCUCUAUUUGGUAUUCAUUACUAUAUUAUGCAUAAUAACUUUUGGCAUGACAUCAACCAAAACAUAUUAUUUCACUACGGUGUUGCGCACAAUCUUUACGGAACGUAAGGUUACCGGUAUUGGGGACCAGCCGGCCUAUGAUGAUAUCGCUAAUUUCGAUGAUUUUUGGAAUGUAAUGAGCGGACCGGUUCUCAAUGGGCUAUUCGAUCAGACGUGGUACAAUGGGGAAAACCUAACACUCGAUCAAUAUGGAUAUGUUUUAUUCGAAAAUAAAAUUCUCGGCUUACCACGCCUUCGGCAACUUCGUGUAACCAAUCAUUCCUGUACUGUUCACAAGAAAUUUCAAUCGGUAAUUCCCGAUUGCUACGGAUCUUACAGUGGCAGUAGAGAAGAUCGCCAAACGUAUGGACCGGCGAACGAUACGGUCACGCCGAACGCAUGGCACUAUCAAACGUCAAGUCAACUUCAGGGUUCAUCUUCAAGUGGUCUAAUCUCUCGAUAUGGCGGUGGUGGUUUCGUACAGGACUUGACAACAAAUUACAAUGCUGCUUCUGCUCAAAUCGCUGAUUUAAAUGCAAAUCUUUGGAUCGACCGUGGUACACGUGUAGUCUUUUUGGACUUUACUGUCUACAAUGCCAACAUCAAUUUGUUCUGCCAAAUUAAAUUAACCGUUGAAUUUCCAGCAUCAGGCGGUGCCGUUCCAUCAAAAUCAUUCUCAACUGUCAAAUUGAUCCGUUAUGUCUCAUCCAUGGACUACUUCGUUUUGGCAUGCGAAAUUUUGUUUAUUGUCUUUACAAUUUAUUACACAAUCGAAGAAAUCAUUGAAAUUAAACAUUAUCGAUUGUAUUACUUCAAAGGCAUGUGGAAUGUUCUUGAUGUUAUUAUCAUUUUGAUCUCGUAUGUUUGCAUUGCUUUCAAUGUCUAUCGUCAAUUCAAAGUUGGCCAAAUUCUCGAUGAAUUAUUGCAAGAUCAGAACAGUUUUGCCGAUUUCGAAUUUCUUACCUACUGGCAAAUUCAAUUCAACAAUGUCGUCGCUUUUGCCGUUUUUCUCGCUUGGAUCAAAAUCUUCAAAUAUGUUUCAUUCAACAAAACAAUGACACAAUUAUCAACAACGUUAUCCCGUUGCGCAAAGGAUGUACUUGGUUUCAGCGUGAUGUUCAUGAUUGUCUUCUUAGCAUAUGCACAAUUGGGCUAUUUGCUGUUUGGAACAAUGGUCGACGAUUAUAAGACAUUCGCCAUUUCGAUUUUCACUCUCUUUCGAAUUAUCUUGGGUGAUUUUGACUUCAAUGCCAUUUUGGAUGCUCAUCGUAUUCUUGGACCGAUCUUCUUCUUGACCUAUGUCUUCUUCGUGUUCUUCGUUUUAUUGAACAUGUUUUUGGCUAUCAUCAACGAUACUUAUUCUGAAGUUAAAAAUGAUAUGACGACACAGAAGUCGGAAUUCGAACUAGGAGAAUAUUUCAAGAAAUCGUACGACAAAAUGCUCGAACGAUUGAAUGUUAAACGUGAUCGUAUUAUUGACAUCCAAAAUGCAUUAAAAAGCGCUGAUGUGAACAAAGAUGGUAUCAUCGAAUUCGAUGAAUGGCGUCGUGAUUUAAAAGCUCGUGGUUAUACCGAUAUUGAAAUCGAGAACGUCUUUUCACGCUACGAUACCGAUGGUGAUCGUGUUCUCCGCGAUGCUGAACAACGUCGAUUCAAGGCUGACUUAACUGCACAAGAGAACAAUUUGGACAUGGAUAUUCAAGAUUUGAACGAUUCUCAUGUUCAAAAACCCAAUCCUGUUGCCGGAGGAGGAGCAGCAGCAGCAGCGACAGCAGCAACAACAACAAGUGCGAAUACAACUAAUGACAAUGACGGCGAUAACCCAAAUCGCAUCACUUACGAUGAAUUCGCAAUCUUAGUACGACGUAUUGAUCGUAUGGAAUAUUCGAUUGGAAACAUCGUUUCACGAAUUGAUGGUGUCUUAACUAAAUUAGAAACGUUGGAAAAAGGCAAAAUGAAACGUCGUGAAGCAUUAACCAAAAUACUUAACAAUAUUGCCGACGACAACACAAUGAGCAAAGAAGUGAAACAAGAACGUUUAGAGAAAAUGAUUCGAGAUGAGCUCGAAGAAAGUGGCUCGGACCGUCACACACCUGUUCAAAGUUUACUCGGAUCAUCAACAACACCCGGAGCACCAGCUGGACACACAGGUCAACAAGACAAAUCGCCACGCCGCCAAAGCCCAACUAGCGCCAGUGGGAGCAAAUAUUAA